Rana temporaria (common frog) is the source of this 1854-nucleotide messenger RNA. RefSeq names its product family with sequence similarity 83 member F (gene SACK1F). NCBI's taxonomy places the organism in Eukaryota, Metazoa, Chordata, Amphibia, Anura, Ranidae. The record is from RefSeq and is a predicted model, not a curated record. The transcript has 5 exons. The coding region runs from base 149 to 1579 and encodes 476 amino acids.
UAGUCAGCUACGUGUUCUAUUUGUUUCGUGAAAUAAGAGCUGGAAGAGGCUAGGCUACCAGGUGAGGGGAUAGCUCAAGGUGAGCUCCCGCCUACUUGUCCAAAUCAUAUAAGUUACAUCAAGCAGUCAGACAGGUCACAGCAGCACUAUGGCUGACUCACAGUGUAUGUGCCUGAAAGAUGAUCACGUUAAUAAGAAGAUUACAGAGAAUAUGCCCGAAUUCUACUACAGCGAGAACCAAAGGGAGGCCUUGGAGGUUCUAGUCAACAAUGGAGUCCAGUCUUAUAGACAGUAUAUCAAGGAAAAUAAGUUAACAGAUUUCCUUUCCACCAAGGAGCUGACAGGCCUGAAAAGUGACUUUAAGAAAUAUGAAACUGAGAGUCCAAACAAAUCUAAACUACAGCCAACCAAGCAGGACAAGGAGAAAAAGGAGUCCCUACAAUACUGGCCCACUCUGUCUGACACGGAGGUUCCUCCACUGGACCUGGGCUGGCCAGAGAAUGGCUUCUACAGAGGACUCAGUCAGGUGCUAGUGUACACCCACCCUCCUAAGGAGAAAGCCCCGACUAUCAAGGCUUUUGUUAGGAACCUAAUACAGUCAGCAAAGAAGGUGAUUGCUAUUGUAAUGGAUUAUUUCACUGACCGGGAGGUGUUCAGAGAUGUUCUGGAUGCAGCUGACAAAAGGAGAGUUCCAGUUUACAUUAUUCUGGGAGAAUGUGGAGUUAAAUAUUUCCUUGAAAUGUGCGAGUUGAUGCAGCUGUCUGGAUCGAUGCUUCGGAACCUUCGUGUCAGGUAUGUCACAGGUGUAGGAUUCUACCUGCCUUCUGGGAAGGUCAGCGGCUCAAUCUCACACAAAUAUCUUAUGGUGGAUGGAGAUAAAGUUGCUUUUGGUUCCUUCAGGUUUACCUGGUCAUCAUUAAGAGUUGAUCGCAACAUUAUGACAUUCUUGUCUGGACAAUACACUGAGCCUUUCGACAUUGAAUUUCGUGAACUCUAUGCAAUAUCAGAGGAAGUGAAUCUUUACAAAGAGCUUUCCUUACCUGAUGUGCGACCUAGUCCCAUGGUGGGUACCAGGCCACGUUCAUCUACUGUGGCUCGUAAGCUUAUAAAUCCCAAAUAUUCAUUGGUGGUGGGAAGGAGUCUCGCUCCAGGUGAAAUGUUAAGAUUUGGCACUCCAAAUCCACCAACUACUGGAGAUAAGGGGGAAACUGAAGGAGAUAAAAGACUGGAAAAAUACCUACAGGACCUAAUUAAUAUUGAGCAAGAAUUACCAGAAAUUGUAAAUUUAAGCAGCCUUCCAAAAGUGGCUGCUAGAAAAAAUAAAGAAACAGGAAAAGAUACUGAAGAGAGUCAAACAAAUAAAUCUCCUAAGAAAUCAAGAUUUAGCUUUUACAAACGGAAAUCUAGUGCUCAAGAGAAGGAAGUGGAAGAAGGCUUUGUUAUAGUGAACAAGCCAACACAGACUUCAAAUCAAAAAAACAGCUUUAGCAGCCAUCAAGAUCUGAGAGCUUCAGGUAUCACCAGUCCUGUUUCAACCGGGAGUGAGAAGAUCAAAAAAAACAAGUGUGGUGUGUCCUAAAAGAAGGAAGCUCCUAAAAUAAUGUACAGAACUUUAGAGACAGUACAAUAUUUGUUCUAAACUUGAAAUUAACUUACAUUGUGCCACUGUUUGUUACCAGGCAACAGAAUCUCAGGGAUCAAGAAGAAUUAGGCUAUUACAUAUAAGAAUCUUACAUAUUGUAUGGGACAAAAACUAGCAGAAUGUGCCCAUCUGUAAGCUAAUAACAAAUUAAUAUGGUUUAAGCCACAGAGAACACAGAUGGAAAUAAAAUCUCCGUAGAGGUUCUAACCCUU